GAUCAGUAAUCCGAUGAACAGAGCACAGGAAGAAUGAACAUAUAUACCUUUAGAGAAACUUGACAUAAACUCCACUGAGAGUCAUUGCCAGUGCAGCUCUAUGUAGUGGAAGGGGCCAACUGAUCUGUCUCAAGUGCCCAUAGCUGUCUUCAGAAAUCUUUUAGUUCAAGUAAAGUUGGCUUGGGGGGUCAUGGAGUAAGUGGUCAUCCUCCUCCUCUUCGUCGAUCCAAAGCUGGUAUAAAACAACCUGGAGACUAAAAAAAAGUUGAAUGUGAGAGAGACUUGGAGACAGUUUUCCAAGAAUGAGAAAGAAUUAAAGCCAACAACAUGGUUUUGUGCAAGACACAGUGAGGUAAUUCCCACAGUGAUCGCUAGAGAUGGGCAAGACAUCGGGUUGGUUUACGCUCAUCAAAAGAGCCUUCACUUCGAGCUCUAAGGAUAAAUUGGUCCAGACAAGUACCCCAAUCCAAUACUCACAGGACAAGCAAAAAAGAGAGAAGAAAAAGUGGGCAUUUAGUAAAUCCAACCAUGAUGACAAUGGUUCCUUCAUUCAAAUGCAUAGACAACAAAACAUAAUUGAGCGAAUACUGGAGGAUGUUCAAAAUGAGCAACACCAACAACAUAGAGUGCAGCAAGUGCUCCCCAAGAAGGCUCAACAAUCGAAAUCGCCUGCAAGAAAACCAAGGACUGCUCCCAACUAUGCCCACAUUUCAGCAAUCAAAAUCCAAGCAGCAUAUAGAGGUUACAGGGCUAGAAGGAGCUACCGAGCAUUGAAGGGUCUAAUGAGACUGCAGAGAGCGAUAAGAAAUCAAAGAGUGAAACAACAGACGACAAACACCCUAAGAUGUAUGCGAAUGCUAGUUCGAGUGCAGUUGCAAAUAAGAGACAGAAGGCUGAAGAUGAUGGAGAACGGAAGCCUCCAACUCCACCAGGCUCUGCCAAAGAACGAUGAGUCAGAGAGCAACUUUGGUGGCUGGAGUGUCGCUCGCCAAACUGAAGGAGAAGGGUUUGAAGGGUUUGAAGGAGAAUGGGAAGAUAGUGUUCUCACGAAAGAGGAGCUGGAAGCAAGGAUAAGAAGAAAGGUGGAAGCAACCAUCAAGAGGGAGAGGGCAUUGGCUUAUGCUUACACCCACCAGCUGUUGAAGAUGACACCCAAAUCUGCUAAGGCCAUGUUGAUCGAUCUCCGCACCCGUAGAGCCCCGUGGUGGUGGUCUUCGUUGGAAAGCCAACUCGCCACCAACAACAUCGAAGUUGUGCCACCUUCACAAAACUCGUCGCAUCUCCAUACACCACGAACAGCUACCACAGUGCAUGCCAAAGCCACCACCCGUCGGCCGCGUAGCUCUCACUACGCGCGGUUGAAGCCGGAGUACGCCGACGACGCAAGCCUCGUGAGUUGCCCACCCUUGGCCGUGCCCAACUACAUGACGACCACUGUCUCGGCCCAAGCCAAGGCGAGAAGCCACCGGGCAUUUGGGACGGUCCCCGGCCCGGAGAAGAAGAGAUUUUCAUUCGGUCUUGGCCAGACUAUCGGGGCCCUGUUUGCCGGCAAGGAGGCCAACAGAAGAGGUUGUGACGGCAGUUGUAGUGGGCGAAGGAGUGUGAGAAUACAAGAGAGGCAUAGGUCGACACAGUCAAUAAGCAGCAUGAGCAUGGACUCCAUCAUGUCUCUGCCCACUGGAAGGGUUGGUGGUAGGAGGAACUAUAAAUAGCAUGCAACUUUGAUUCAGAUGUUCCAUGUUUUUUUUUAAUCUAAAGCAUUUUGGUGUGUUUUGUUACAUUGUGAGAAAUUGUC
This is a messenger RNA of Zingiber officinale, 1795 nucleotides long. Its product is annotated as protein IQ-DOMAIN 13-like. The record is from RefSeq and is a predicted model, not a curated record. NCBI's taxonomy places the organism in Eukaryota, Viridiplantae, Streptophyta, Magnoliopsida, Zingiberales, Zingiberaceae. The transcript is spliced from 6 exons. Gene Ontology annotation, molecular function: protein binding. Bases 378 to 1712 code for a protein of 444 amino acids.